CCGAGCUUUUUUCAAGCUCGCUAAUCCCCGGGAAAACACAGCGAAAUGGGGGACCAUCGACAACAGUUGAACAAUUUAAUCAAAUGGUUGGGUACGUUUGAUCUUCAAGCGCCGCAUAGCUCUGCGGAGGAUAUAAGCGAUGGGGUUGCCCUGGCGGAAGCCUUGGCCCAGAUUGCACCAGAGUGGUUCACAGCAGUAUGGAAGGCGAAGAUCAAGACUGACGUGGGUGCUAACUGGCGUCUUAGAGUAAGCAACAUGAAGAAGAUUGUGGAGGCUGUGAUGGAAUAUUACAUGGAGUGUUUGAACCAGCCAUUGUCAGGCUACGUCAAGCCGGAUGCGAUCAAGAUAGGUGAGCAUUAUGACAGCGAUGAGCUGCGUCAUUUGUUACAGCUGAUUCUUGGUUGCGCUGUCAACUGCGAUCAGAAGCAGCAGUACAUCACUAAAAUAAUGGGUAUGGAGGAGACUGUGCAGCAGGCAAUAAUGCAGAGUAUCCAGGAGCUUGAGAGCAGUGUGCAUGGGCCCAAAUUGAGUAGCAAUUUCAACUUUGAAUCCUUUGAUACAGCUGAUGGUACUCAACAGAGACUCUAUGCGGAGCUCCAAGUGGCAAUAGAUAUGAAGGACCAACUAGCGCAGAAGUGUCACGAACUUGAUCAACAGCUUUCUCUGUUGCAGGAGGAAAAGGCUGCAUUGAUUGCGGAGAAUAAAAAAUUCCAGGAGCGGUUGGACGAGUUUGAGAAUCCAGAGGAGUCUGGUUCUAUAAUGAAAUAUUCUGGAUUGCGGAAACAAGUGGAUGCAUUAAAGGAUGAAUUAUUUAAAAUGGAAACAUCUAGGGAUGAUUAUAGAUUAAAGGCGGAAUUGUUGGAAAAAGAAGUAUUGGAGUUACAAUCGAGACAAGAGGAUUUACAAAAAGCAGCUGAUGAAGCAAACCACCUGAAAGACGAAAUCGAUGCUUUGAGAGAAACUGCAGAUAAAGUAGCAAAGUAUGAAAUCAUGAUAGAAUCAUACAAGAAGAAGAUGGAGGAUUUAAGCGAUCUUAAGAGGCAGCUCAAGAUAUCAGAAGAUAAAAAUGUUGAAUAUUUACAAGCCAAAUUAGACUAUGAAGAAGAAGUGAAGCGCACGAUGAUGUUGCGCAAUCAUUUGGAGGCAUGCAAACAGCAGCUCACAGAAGUUCAUCAUAGACUGGAUGAGCAGAGUAACAAAUACGAUCGAUUGGAAUUCGAGGGCAAGAAGAUGGAAGCCAAAUUAGGUGCUUUGCAGAGGGAGAGAGAUCGGCUAGUUAUCGAAAGAGACGCCCUGAAGGAGACGAAUGAAGAACUGAAGUGCAACACGCAAUUGCAAACUGCUGAGAACAUGGCAAAACCCAGUGCCGAUAGUUCCGGCGUUGCUGGAACGGAGAUGGUUCCACUUGAGAUUAAAGAGAAAUUACUCCGCUUACAGUUGGAGAACAAGAUGCUGAAGAUGAAGCAGACGGGUAACGAGGACAAGCUACCUAGUGUGCAAGCGUUGCUGGACGAUUCCGAGGAACGUUUAAAUACAUUGCGAGGACAAAAUCGCAAAGCGAAUCAAAGGAUAAUGGAAUUAGAAACCAAAUUGGAGGAGGUCAUGGGUACUCAAACCAGUGACGAUAAUAAGAACGACGCGGGUUUGAAUCAGAAAAUGUCACAGCUGCAGGAUGAACUACGAAAAAUGCAGGCCGAAAGGGAACGGUUGACAUUGCAGCUCGAGGAACGCGAGAGUGCUUUGCAAGCACAAAAACAGAAAGCCUUUGCUAUUCAGGAGAAACUGACGCGGAAGGAAUACGAAAACGCCGCACUCGAGGAACGUUAUAAGAAGUACAUUGAAAAAGCCAAGAGUGUUAUAAAGAGCCUAGACCCGAAACAGAAUAAUUCUUCACCGAGUGAGGUCGUUGUUCUGCGUAAUCAAUUGCUAGAACAGCGCAAAAUGAUUGAGGACAUGGAGCGUUCCAUGAAAGAGUCCAGGUUGUUGCGAGAGAUGGAAGAGAAGUUAAUGGUGACCGCUUUUCAUAGAUUAGGCUUGAAUUGUCACAGAGAGGUGAUAGAUCAACGGCUCGCGGCGCUCAGUUCAGGACAGGGUCAAUCUUUCUUAGCCAGACAAAGACAACCUUCAGCAAGACGCCAUCCACCUUAUAACUCAAAAUGAAAAGAGCGAAUCGACUUCAUGCUUAAGUAUUAUAAAAAAGUAAUAAAGUAAUAUUUAAUUAUUUGAGAUAGUUAGGUAUAAUUAUUGUUAAUUAUAAUAGGGCGAUAA
Camponotus floridanus (Florida carpenter ant) is the source of this 2268-nucleotide messenger RNA. It is a transcript of the gene hook, whose product is annotated as protein Hook homolog 3. The transcript has a single exon. Gene Ontology annotation, biological process: cytoplasmic microtubule organization; cytoskeleton-dependent intracellular transport. Bases 46 to 2160 code for a protein of 704 amino acids. Gene Ontology annotation, molecular function: dynein light intermediate chain binding; microtubule binding. The record is from RefSeq and is a predicted model, not a curated record. Lineage: Eukaryota; Metazoa; Arthropoda; Insecta; Hymenoptera; Formicidae. Gene Ontology annotation, cellular component: cytoplasm; centrosome.